This is a messenger RNA of Colossoma macropomum (tambaqui), 1157 nucleotides long. RefSeq names its product BOLA class I histocompatibility antigen, alpha chain BL3-6-like. Gene Ontology annotation, biological process: immune response. Lineage: Eukaryota; Metazoa; Chordata; Actinopteri; Characiformes; Serrasalmidae. The coding region runs from base 75 to 1055 and encodes 326 amino acids. Gene Ontology annotation, cellular component: external side of plasma membrane. The transcript has 6 exons. The record is from RefSeq and is a predicted model, not a curated record.
UCAGUGGUUGAAGACAUUGAGGAGGUAAUUUCUCUCAUUAUGGUUCCAGUCCGCAGUGAGAGACGGGACACAUCAUGAAGUCCCUGCUGCUCCUCAUCUUCACUCUUCAUCUCGCCUCAGCAGCCAGUCACGCUCUGGACUACUUCCUCACCGGCAUCACACGAGGAAUCAGCCUCCCAGAGUUCACUGCUGUUGCUCAGGUGGAUGGACUUCAAAGCGGGUAUUAUGACAGUAACAGCAGGAAAGUGACCCUAACGGGUGAGUGGCUGAAGGACAAUAAGGAUGAACAGCACUGGGACGAGAUUAGAGAGAAGUCACUUCGUUUUCAGGAGGACCUCAAAAUCUUUAUAGAUGAAACAAUGCAGCUCUUCAAUCACACUGAAGGGAUUCAUACGUGUCAGUGGAUGUCUGGCUGUGAGCUGCAUGAUGAUGGAACUAAGAGAGGAUACAGUAAAUACGGUUAUGAUGGAGAAGAUUUCCUCAGUCUGGAUCUGAACACUCUCACCUGGACUGCAGCUAAUCAGAAAGCUGUUAUUACCAAACAGGAGUGGGAGAAGACGGAUAAAGCCAAAAACCAAAAGACCUUUCUGGAGACUGAAUGUAUCCAGUGGUUACAGAAGUAUGUGGGUUAUGGCAGAUCCACUCUGGAGAGGAAAGUCCCUCCUGAGGCGUCUCUGUUCCAGAAGGACUCUUCUUCUCCAGUGGUGUGUCAUGCUACAGGUUUCUUCCCCAAAGCAGUGAUGAUCUCCUGGCAGAAGAAUGGAGAGGAUCUGCAUGAGGACGUGGAGCUCAGAGAGACGCUACCCAACCAGGAUGGAACCUUCCAGAAGAGGAGUGUUCUGACUGUCUCACCUGAGGAGCUGAACAAGAAUGAAUACACCUGCAUCAUUCAGCACAGCAGCCUGGAGAAGAAGAUGGUGUUACCAGUUAUUAAUCACAAAGUUUCAGAUGGAGUCCGGAUUGGUAUCAUCAUUGGUGCAGUAGUGUCUGUUCUCCUCGUUAUCAUCGGUGUUUUUGCAUGGAUGAAGCAGCAGCAGCAGCCUGGACAGAAAUAAAGAAGCAGAUGAUGAGUGAUUCUGAAUCGACUCUGAGUGAAGAGAUCAGUCAAACACUGCUUACAUUACACAGUCAACUUUAUUAAUUAACCUUGAAUUUGG